Molecule: messenger RNA, 5260 nt
Organism: Xiphias gladius (swordfish)
Lineage: Eukaryota; Metazoa; Chordata; Actinopteri; Istiophoriformes; Xiphiidae
Gene: tefb
Product: TEF transcription factor, PAR bZIP family member b
Exons: 4
Coding region: 433-1575 (380 amino acids)
Biological process (GO): regulation of transcription by RNA polymerase II
Cellular component (GO): nucleus
Molecular function (GO): RNA polymerase II cis-regulatory region sequence-specific DNA binding; DNA-binding transcription factor activity, RNA polymerase II-specific
Source: RefSeq, a predicted model, not a curated record
UGGAUCGCACAGACGUUUUCUAUAUAAAGGAUCGAUCUCUGUGUGGACAGUUUGCGGCCAAUGAGCAGUAGCAGAACUACUACUAUACACACGAACGCGCGUCCAUGUACUCUGUGCUUUUACAGCUGCUGUAAUACAUAUUCAUAUGAACAGAACUGACAACCAAUCAACUUCUACUAUUCUCUGGGUGGGCGGGGCAUGUGACUCAUGAAUAUCCAACAAGGGCGCUCGGUGGGCACGUAGAACAAGGGGUUUGAGUGGUGUUGUUUUUGCACCCAAAAGCGUUAAUAUUGCCAAGCGUGAAAACGGCAGAAGUGGUGAAGCAAGCGAGGAGCCGCGCUUCGUCUGUUUCUCUUGUUUCCCGGUGGAGGAGGCAGCUCUCGGUACCGCUAGGAACAUCGCCUCGGUCUGCUCGGAGCUCGGCAGGGAACAAUGCCUGGCAAAGCCGCGGUGGCAGUGGCGCUUCAGCCCAGUGGUAACGUCGUUACAGUGGCUCCGCAGAAGUCCUUCCCUUUUGUUUUAAAGAAGAUUAUGGACAUUCCCCCUCCUAAUAUCCUGGAAGAAGGCGACGACGAAAUAGAGAAGGAGAAGCUGUGCUCAUCUGAGGAUGUGGAGGGAGGAGGGGCUGGGGCAGCCAGUGUUGGUGGAGGUUCUAGAGGAGGAGUAGGUGGCGGCGGUGGAGGGGUAUCAGCCUCCCUGACCCCAGCCAUUUGGGAGAAGACCAUUCCCUAUGAUGGGGAGACCUUCCACUUGGAGUACAUGGACCUGGAUGAGUUUCUCCUGGAAAACGGGAUCCCUGUGAGCCUGGAGGAGGAAGAGGAGCUGCAGAAGACUCUGACCUCAGUGGAAGGCAAAGGCAAAUCCAUCCCCAAGGCUGCUGCUACAGCUACCACUACUACUACUACUACUCCUGCUGCUGCUGCUGCAGCCUCUGCCUCUGCUUCAGUAUCGCCCCCCUCUGCCUCAGCCACCUCUACAGUCACCUCAGAACCAGAGGAAACGGUGAUGGUCACUACCUUACAACCAGCUAAACCAGAAGAGGAAGAGGAAGAUGAAGAAGAAGAAGAAGAUGAAGGACAAGAAGAGGAAUCUUUGUCUGAGGAGGGAACAGCAGAAGUGACAGUGAAGGAGAAGAAAACAGAUCGCAAUGCUGCAGAACGCAACACACCCUCCCCCAUCGAUCCAGAUGCAAUUGAGGUGGACAUUAAUUUCCAACCGGAUCCCACCGACCUAGUCCUGUCCAGUGUGCCAGGAGGAGAGCUGUUCAACCCACGCAAACACAAGUUCUCUGACGAGGAGCUGAAACCGCAGCCUAUGAUCAAGAAGGCCAAGAAAGUGUUUGUUCCUGAUGAACAGAAGGAUGACAAAUACUGGUCCAGGAGAAAGAAGAACAAUCUGGCAGCGAAGCGUUCUCGUGACGCACGGCGGCUGAAGGAGAACCAGAUCACUGUUCGCGCCUCCUUCCUGGAGCGGGAAAACGCUGCCCUGAGGCAGCAAGUGGCUGAGCUGCGGAAGGACUGUGGCCGCUGCAAGAACAUCCUGGCCCGGUAUGAGGCAAAGUACGGCCCACUGUAAAGAACUCAGAAUAAAACCCAUGAAGUAUCAACGAGACAAAAGCAGAAAUCCCUUCCCCGCAAAAUUCAACACAGACACAACACCAAGGGAAUCUCAAUUUGCACUUUUGUCUUUGCUGACCUCCAGUCACUGUGUCAAGCUCCCGUUGUUGUUUUUAACAUGAUACUGGAGUUUUGGAUACACACUGGCAGGCAGUGAGGCAUGAUGGGAGCAGUGGUCACAGGAAGGCCGGUGGAGAGCGCCUGGCUCCUACACUCAGAGAGGAUAGGGUCGAUUGUGGAUAAUCCCAUGUUCAUACACACAUGGAAAAUAUGGUUUGUCUCAAGACAGUUUUCAGGAGAGUCAGGAAAUAUAAAAAGAGCAGGCUGGUAAAAAAGAAUCACAUGCUUUUAAAUACUACAUGAAUCUGUUUUUAUCACUGCAUAGCACUUCUUCCUAGUGGACCAAAGCAUGAGUAACAUCAUUUAGAAGUUGUGUAUUUAGAAUGGGGCAUACUUGCCAUCCCUCACUUAUCCUUGUGUUGCACUUAUGUUUGUGACAGUACUUUCUUUAAAAUACUCCAGCUGAGGCUCAGAAGAAGGUUGUUUAUUAACUCAUGGCAGGAUAUGAGAGGGACAGAUGAAUACAUUAAUAAAGGAGCAGGGGGUCAUUUACAGUGUUACUUCUGGCCUGAAAAGAAAGGAAUCAAAGACCUCAGGUCGGCAGAGAAGAAAAGGAGGAGAGUUUGAUAGUGGUGUGAUCAGUUACAGUUAAUUCCUUCUUGUAACCCACACGCACACAUCUGCGCACACAAAAAUGCUGUUUAAAAAACUAUUUGUAUAUAUAGUCAUCUCCCUGCACCACAUAAAUAUGUGUGUGUAUCAGUGUGUAAUCAAUUUUUGCACUUUCUUAAAAAAAAACUGUAAAGAUUAUAAUGGUGGCAGGUGUCUACCUUAUUUACCACAGUGGGAGACACAGUAGCUUAUAAGAUAUAAAACAUGGAUGACCUACAGUUCGAAGCUACUGUGACUUGCUUUUCUACUAACCUCAGAUCAGCUUCCAGAGCCUGACACAAUAUUUUAUUAAGGAAGACAGAUUUUGGGUUUCCUUAAAAGAUGGUGGUUUUACAAGUGGAGAAAGAGUAGUAGUUUUUUUCCUGUAGGUUACUUUCUUCUCUCAAAGGCAUAAGUUUGAGAAUCUCCAGGGCCCUAACUUGUGUAGGGGUAUGUUCAUAUAUAGGGAUGUUUAUUUUACUGCACACUGCAAGUAGAGGGCGCUAGAGCCACUACCUUUCUGCUCAUGGUGCAGUGAUGGUUGGAUAGAUUUUUUUCUUUUUAAUAUAGCCAGGCCCAAAGUUGACUGCUUCUAAACAUUGUAAUUAAAUGAUUGUCUCAUGGUCUUUAUUUCCUAAGACAGGAAUUUUGACUGUGUCUUUAUUAACCCAAUACUAUUCCUUAUAUUUGCCAAAUGGUCAAUGAUUGCUGUAUUUAUUCUGAUGGUAAUAAUGCAUCUGUUGAUUGUGAUGUACUACAACAUGUCAGAUAAUUCUAUUUCCUUUGAGAAACAAUACUUAUAACGAAACCAAUGACUAAGCAGGGAAUUCAAUGGGUAAACUGUGCUUUUGGAUGUUUAUUUUAAAAACAGUUUUAUAAUAGUGAUAUGGAUUUUUUUUCUCUAUACAUACAUACAUACAUACAUACAUAUGUACAUACAGUAUGUGUCUGAACAUAGAAAGGACAGGGCACAUUCUUAUUUACCUCAUCCAACACUUCCUAUUUUGAAUGGGUAAAAGCUUGGUAGGGCUACAGAGUGGUGUUGGUUGAAGCAGAGAGCACAUAAAAAGCAGCUUAGUUCCACUUGGCAAAACCUUGAAUCCAAGUUGAGAAAUUGAGUUCUUUUUGCCAAAGUGGCUGGGUCUGUGUCUAAAUUAGUAAAUACAUUACAUACUGUUACGGGACUUUAUAUCUCAAGUCUCUUUGACGGAUGUAGAUUUUGUGAUUGGUCAGCUUGUGCUCAUAAUCACCAUAACCUUGGAAAGAAAAUUAAUGUGGCAAUAAUACUCUGUUAUGUAAUGCUUGUUUUAAUUUUGGUGAUGAUGUUGUAUGUAAAAUUACUAUGAUGUACUAAAUAGAAAUGCCCCAAAGUAAUUUGUGCUUCCAGUUUAGAUCCUCUGUAGUCUAGGAUCCUAAUGCAUGAGACCCAGUAAACUUGUCUUUCUUUCUUGACUAUUUUACACCAAGUGUACUUAUGUCUGUAAACCAUCACUGAAAACUACAUAUUUUUUGGAUGGGAAGGUUGAUGGUCUUUUGAACAGUUCUGUUAAAGGAAAAGCAGAACAUCUUGAUGUCUUGUGUUUAUAACUCGCAUAAUAGCGCCCCCCGUCCUUGUGCAGCCAGUGCUUGACCUUGGGGGAAACAUCAGCUGAAAACAGCAUCUAUUGAUAACUGUUUGGAUUGUUUUUCUAUUUACUUAAAAUUGAUCUAUAUCUAGAUACACUGGAUCAGUUGGUGCUUUUGUGUUUGUCAUGAUAGUUUGUGUUGUUGCUUUUUUUUUUUUUUUUUUUAAAGUUUUCCGAUGUUGUAGUAUAACAGACAUUUCAUAGCAGUGUGUUUUAUUUUGCAUUGACAUUCAAACCUGACAUUGACUACAUUAUGCUGUUUAUACAUUAAUGUAGUUGACAAGUGCAAACUUUUAGUUAUUUUCUAACUAAAUUAAAAUGUUCUGCAUAAGGCUUGACUAAAGGUACUGGCCAAGAGAGCCUUUUAGAAGGCAAUAAAUAAAGAUAUUUUAUAGUACAGCAUACAGUAUGUAGCAAUCUCUUUUUUUUUUUUUUUUCUUUUUUUUUUUGAUGCAAAGCGCCUCAUGAAAGUGGCUUGCAGUUGCGCAUUAACGUUCAGCAGAUUGCAGAUACUCCACUUCCACGUUUACCAACCUACACCAUCAAUAGAGAAGGAAAAUAAUAGCAGCGUUGGUUUAGACCUGCAGAUGUAGAUGUGUAAAAAUAAAUUGCAUUUUUUUCAUUUAUAGCAACUAUUUCUUGUUGUUUGUUUCAGGUUUUUUUAUUCAAUACUUAUUUCACCUCUUAGCUUAAGAAAAAUCAACAUGAUUGUUUCACAGCGUCACAGUGUCAGUCGCAGUAACCUCCAUUCAUGACUUCUGCUUAAUAUUAAGCUUUGUCAGGGAGGUCAUAAUCAUAAAACAGUUUGGAUUCAGAUAUUUCAUUAAUAAAUAAUAUAUCUGGAAAAAAAAUCCUGAAAUCUAGCAAAGGUUUGCGAAUUAAAAAUUUAAAAUAUUCAGUGUCGUACACAAAAAUUGUAUAAAAACUGCAGUUGUAACACUCUGCAUGCAGGUGGCAGGUGUUAAAGUGCUAUUGUUUUUUUUUUUUGUUGUUUCUUUGUCUGUAGAUGGCGCAAAUGAGCAUUGAAGGUCUAAAUUGUUUUUAGUUUGGCUGGCUUCAGGUGCUGCGCAUCAAUGACACAAUGUCCUUUUUUGCUAUUCAAAGUAGCUACAAUUCUCCUGUAAAAAAUACUCAAACAUCUUUAUUGAAUACAUUUUUAAAGUCUGUUUUGUGGUGUUUUACUUUAUUUUCUCUUUUUAUAUAAAAAUGUUUUUGUUGGGUGUUUUUGUAUUGUCCUAACCAUGUAAAGCAUACAUGCAACUGCAGUGCCAUGUCGUAACUGUAUCUUGUAUCAUGUAUAUGAAAUAA